This is a messenger RNA of Solanum tuberosum (potato), 768 nucleotides long. RefSeq names its product GATA zinc finger domain-containing protein 15-like. The record is from RefSeq and is a predicted model, not a curated record. The coding region runs from base 37 to 675 and encodes 212 amino acids. Lineage: Eukaryota; Viridiplantae; Streptophyta; Magnoliopsida; Solanales; Solanaceae. The transcript has 2 exons.
UUGACAUCAUUUCUAUCUCUUACACAACCAUUUUCCAUGGAAUUCUUUUCCAAUCAUUUAUCCUUCUUCUUCUUCCUCUUAAUUACUCUCUUAUCUUCAUGUCAAGUUCAUGCUAGAGACAGCCAAUUCUUCAACAAAAUCCACACCACCAACAUUAACAAUGAUCAUAUUGAAAAAGAAACAAAAGUAGUAGUAACUCCAAACAAAAACCAAGAACCAAAUUUCAUUCCUAAAAAUGAAAAUGCUUAUGAUGUUUAUGGUCAUGAGUUAGGUCAAUUGCCACCUUCCACCCCCACAACUAACCUUAUUCCUAACAACAAGUACCUUCCCAAGAAUUACAACUCUGUGGCUUAUGUUACUGUCCCUCAGUACAACACUGAUGAAACCAACACCAUGAAUAGUAACAACCAGCGCUAUAAUAGUGGUCGUGGUAUUAGUUCUGAUCACGACCACUAUUAUAUAGGUGACAAUACUUAUAACAACAACAAUAAUAAUGAGUAUUAUAUUAAUGGCAACACUUACGACCACUACUACAAAAGUGACAAUAAUGACGACAACAACAACAACAAUAAUCAGUACUACAACAGUGUCAACACCUAUAACGACCAAUAUCACAAUGGUGGCAGGGCUGGCUCUAAGGUCAUGACCACUUCCACAGUCAUACCUAAAUGGUGAUGGCCGCGAAUACUACUACAUCAAAAAAGAUCAGUUGCAGGACAUGAAUGAGCCAAGAUUAAACAAAGGCUACGCGACCGCCACCUCCUACAA